AUGAGCAGCUCACCCCGAUUUAACACCCUGGUACUCGCUCUCACAGAUCUCGACCCGGACUCUAUGCGUCCUUUUCUUACAAGGCUUCUCCUCACCGGUCAUACUAAGAACGUGGCCGAUCCGUACACAACAGAAAUACAACGCCUCGACAAAGCUCUCUCGCAGCUUCAAGCCUUAGCCUCAAUAACACUGGCCAGACCGUACGAGCCAUUGGCCAAUAGUGCGCCUUUACUGCUGGCGGAAGGCGUGCUGGACUCCAUCGUCAACUUACCCAACAUAAUACAACUCUCGCUAAACAUCGACAACUAUUACCUCGACCGAGUACCGAACCUUCACAAGCUGACUCACUUGCGGAUUUCCGGCUUCUCGCACAGCACUCCGGAGGGAACAGAACUGGCGUUCACCCGGAUGUCAAGUCUGCAAGAACUGCACAUCCAUCCUUCCGGCAACAUCAUGCGCGAGCCUUUCUUUCACUGCGGUGGAGACCCGAUGCAAAGUAUCACACCGAGGGUCAUAGCGAGAAUGCAACCAUUGAGAGUGCUCAUGAUCAUGGACCCGCCUGAAGCAACAAAGGACAAGUCCCCUUUCCUCACAACGGAGAUGUUCGAUGCUAUUGCGGUGAAACAUGGUCCCCACCUCAAGCGAUUGACGGUUGGCUCGCUGCAUGUGAUCUCGGGGGCUGCGGUGGACGCGAUGAAGAGUCUACUGAGGGCGACAGCACAGCUGAUAAGACUUACCUUGGCAUUUCCCGAGGCUGCAAGGAGGGACAUCAUUGAAGCUGCAGUCACGAUGAAUCACCUCACGGAAAUGGGGAUACUGGUGGUGGAUCAGGCGGAGGCAGAUGUUGCUUUCGAGCAGCUAGAGAUGGCUGGGCAAAGGGGACCAUUGAAGGCCCUGAGGGAAGUCACGUUCUUGAUACCAGGUGAUGCCCAUUGUGUCAUCGCAAGAUCAGCAGAGGUCACGCAAAGUCGUCGAUACACACUCAGGUCAACUCAGUCCUCGUCUUCCGCUCACGCCCAGAGUCCGCAGCCCGUGGACCAACACCGGGAACCGCAGCUCAAGGUUAUGUGGCGUCGCUGGCAACCGUUCGAGAGCGACAUCCACGACAAGUGA
Messenger RNA from Cyphellophora attinorum, 1113 nucleotides. RefSeq lists its product as uncharacterized. NCBI's taxonomy places the organism in Eukaryota, Fungi, Ascomycota, Eurotiomycetes, Chaetothyriales, Cyphellophoraceae. Bases 1 to 1113 code for a protein of 370 amino acids. The record is from RefSeq and is a predicted model, not a curated record. The transcript has a single exon.